This is a messenger RNA of Perkinsus marinus ATCC 50983, 300 nucleotides long. RefSeq lists its product as hypothetical. The coding region runs from base 1 to 300 and encodes 99 amino acids. The record is from RefSeq and is a predicted model, not a curated record. Lineage: Eukaryota; Perkinsozoa; Perkinsida; Perkinsidae. The transcript is spliced from 2 exons.
AUGAGCAUUCCAGCGAAUAGAACUAUCAUUAACCAAUUCGACCCGCCUGAAGUGUCGGGGACCGAAAUCGGCACUAGCUCUUCUCAAGCCGGAGGCUCCUUUGGUGGCAACAUCUCUACUAUCGAAUUAGCUGCAAUUAUUGGAGGCCUCAUUAUACUGUUUAUGCUCGUAUGUGCUAUAGGCUGCUCAGCCAAGCUAUGUCGCCAAUGGGCGAGGGCCAGAGUGGUCGGCAAACCCGCGGCUGGCGAUGUUGAAGAUGAUGAUGAAACCCUCGAAGAGGGAUUAGAGGAGCGAAGUUGA